CAGAGACAGAAGAAACUCACAGCAGCAGUUGUCAAGAACAGACAGUCAAACAUGCCCGCCAAAGCUCCCAUUAAAAAGUCCCCAGCAAAUGCUGCUGCAGCCAAGCCUGAACCUAGCAAGCCAGAACCGGCACCAGUGGUACCUGAACCUGUCCAAGAAGCCCCAGCUCCUGCCCCAGAGGCCCCAGCUCCUGCCCCAGAAGUCCCUGCUGCUGAGGUCCCUGCCCCAGCCCCUGAGGCCCCUGAGGCUCCUGCCCCAGCUGCAGAAACUCCUGCCCCACUGGCAGAAGUAGAAAAGCCUGUGGAAGCAGCACCCGUUGCACCUCCUGAACCAGAAGCCCCAAAAGAAGAACCACCAAGCACUCCUAGAGAUUUGAUAGUGGAUGAUGUUAACGACACCACCCUAGCACUAAAAUGGAAGGUUCCAGAGAAAGAAGGAACCUCUGCUGUAGAUGGAUACCUGUUGGAAUACAAAAAGGAAGGCAGUGAGGAAUGGAUAAGUGUGAACAAAGAACCCAGUGUCUCCACUCGCUACAAAAUUACAGACCUGACUACCGGUGAAAAGAUACUGCCUCGUGUUACAGCAAGUAGCAAAGCUGGAGUGAGUCCCCCUGUCCAGUUGGAAAACUUUGUUCAGAUUCGUGAAAUUGUUGAUCGUCCAAAAAUUCGUCUUCCAAGAUACCUGCGCCAAGUAUUUAUUAAGCAUGUUGGAGACACAGUGAAUCUUGUGAUUCCAUUUCAGGGAAAACCAAGACCACAGGCAAUUUGGACUAAAGAUGGACAACCAUUGGAUCCCAAGCAUGCUAGUGUCAGAACUAGUGACAGUGACACAAUUCUCUUCAUCAGAAAAUCUGAGAGGAAGGAUUCUGGAAUAUAUGAAUUGACCAUAAAAAUCGACACUUUGGAAGACAAAGCCAAAAUCGAAAUAAAAAUUGCUGAACGACCUGGUCCUCCAAAGAGCAUUAAAUUGCUAGACGUAUGGGGAUUUAAUGCAGCACUUGAAUGGACUCCACCAGUUGAUGAUGGUAAUGCGGAGGUAACAGGUUAUACUGUUCAGAAAGCAGAUAAGAAGACCGGGGAAUGGUUUACUGUUCAUGAACAUCACCACCAAACUAACUGUACUAUAUCUGACUUGAUAAUUGGUAAUUCCUAUUAUUUCCGCGUGUUCUCUGAAAACCUGUGUGGAUUAAGUGAGAAAGCUGCUGUGACUAAAGAUUUUGCCGUCAUUAAGAAACAAGGAUCUACUUACACCCCCCCAGAAUAUAAAGAACGGGAAUUUACCGAAGCCCCCAAAUUUACUCAAGCUCUUAAUGAUAGAACAACCACCCAUGGAUACAGUACUAAACUAUACUGUUGUGUGCGUGGCAGUCCUAAGCCAAAAAUUGUGUGGAUGAAAAAUCAAAUGAUAAUUGGAGAAGACCCUAAAUAUAGAAGUCUUGUUAACCACGGAGUCUGUACACUUGAAAUCCGCAAGCCUGGGGCUUUUGAUGGUGGUGUGUACACCUGCAAAGCCAUUAAUUCUCUAGGAGAAGCAGCUGUAGACUGCAGACUUGAUAUUAGAGCUCCACAAUAAAAUUCACGUCAAUCUAAUAAUGAAGAUCAUUGUUUGCAUUUCCUGAUACCUUGAAAUAAAGAAAUAUAUUCAGUUAAAUAAGUAUUCAUUUAACAACCAUCUCAGUGUCUUGUGGUAAUCUAUAAUUGGAGGCUUGCUUGUUGUGUCAAAAAUUUCUAAUGACAGCUGAACAUAAAUGCCAUUGUUAAUGUACUGUCACCUCCAUAUGCACAGUGAACAUUGUCAUAAAGUCCAUCAUCAAAAGCUCUAUGUGUCUGGCAUAAGGACGGAAUUCCUCUAUGGACUCAAAAGGUCAGAAUGUAUAAGGGAAGCACAACUACUCAAAUCAUUUCUUCACUGGAGGUCAAGAAGUACAAGAAAGCAGAAAUGUGUGCCCUAUGGGUACAGAUCUCUGUUGCAUGGGUACUUCUUUUUUUUGGAGGGGGGUGAAGGUAUGGCAGUUGGGAAAAAAAACUAAUAGGAAAGAGAGGUAAAAUUACAAGAGGGCAGAAGAGGUAUGGAAAGGGAAGAACAUGUUAUGGGGAGAAAGUGCGUGUGGGUGGCUGGAUGUCAAUCUAAGGGCCACACAUAAAGAUAUAGUUUGAUCAGAACACCUGGGUAAGCAUUUAAAAUCAUCUCAGCGUGUUUGUAUUAGUACACACUUUAAAUAUACAGUAUAAUAAUGCUGAGUGCAAAAAUUUGUCCGAUUCUCAAAUGACAAUUCAUGUCAGCAAAGAAAACAAAAAAACUAAUUAUAUAUUUAUUAAACAAUAUCUUGUGUUAAUUUAACCCACGCAGCACUCAUAAUUUCUAUCACUUGUAGUUUCUUGUUUAUGUCAGAAAUUGGGAUGAUCAGAUGCACCAGUAGUGUUACAUAGUAAUCUACUUCCAUCUGGUCAUAGUCACAAAACACGAUAUAAACAACUCAUGUAUUUCAAUAUGCUGUCUAAUAAAGAGUACGAUUGGCACUAAACAAAUAA
This is a messenger RNA of Pelobates fuscus (common spadefoot toad), 2531 nucleotides long. It is a transcript of the gene IGFN1, whose product is annotated as immunoglobulin like and fibronectin type III domain containing 1. Lineage: Eukaryota; Metazoa; Chordata; Amphibia; Anura; Pelobatidae. The transcript is spliced from 11 exons. The coding region runs from base 52 to 1572 and encodes 506 amino acids. Gene Ontology annotation, molecular function: protein binding. The record is from RefSeq and is a predicted model, not a curated record.